This is a messenger RNA of Mycena citricolor, 2552 nucleotides long. Lineage: Eukaryota; Fungi; Basidiomycota; Agaricomycetes; Agaricales; Mycenaceae. The record is from the annotation of a GenBank genome assembly.
GCAAUCGCGACUGUGUACUUACAUAUGUACACCAGGGUAAGGCGAAGCGACGACUUGGGUCUGAGGAAGAUCCAAGAGUGCUCGUUCUCAUCGACCCUGGGCUUCCGUCGGCGCGCGGAACGUCAACGUCUUGAGCUGCUUGCCCGUUACCAACCCGGUGCUUCUCUCGAGCCUUCUCCUCGGCGGCCUCGACCUCCCGUCUCACCCUCACAACUUCUUGCGCCGAGCGAAUACGUUUCUCCCAAUCAUUCUGUGGGUUUUCAUAGGACAGCGCCAAUGCUCUCAAUAGAAUCGUGUCAGCUGAGACUGAGUGGCCCAUGCACCACAGACGCCGGCGACCGAUUCCGAUUCCGAUGACAUUGAUGGAACGCAUAGUCGACACAUACGCUCCGAAGCACCAGGAGCCCUUCCCUUACGGCUUGCCCUGAACAGUGCUCUCGUCAUCAUGAAACGCGAAGCCGGCACCGGACUUCGUCCUUCGUCCCGGAGCCGACUGCAGUCUACAUAUGGCUCGAUGACGAGGACCUCUUCUUCUCUGGUCAGCCGGCUGCGUCAUCCCAACGAGCAUGUGUCCUACUAGUACCCGACCCCUUUACGCUGCGGUCGAGGCCAGCAAUGGCCGCACGGGCCCGGAACUCGCAUGGCGGUCCAUGCGCUGAACCCAAAUUAGAACGAUUACCGGACCUGCGAACACGUUCGUAUGAUAGGGUUCGACGUGACCCAUUCGGCGGUGACUCGGCGUUACUUGAAAUGCAAGAACGGCCCAGGCGUUCAAAAGAGAGAUUCAAAGCGGUAGAGUGCCAAGCCUCGGAAUAUUCGCUGUCAGCCGACGCUCAUAGCCAAAAAAAAUUGGCAGUGCUUAAUUGACGCGCGUCGCGCUGGAUGUGUGUGUGAUGAGAAUACCACGUGCUCCCAGCUGUUUGUAUGCGGGUCCGUCGGCCCGGCGGCGGACGUCGGCGUGUCAAAAAUUUCAAGCAUCGAAGCUCGAUCUGUGGUUACGAACAGAUCCCGGAUCAUGAUCAUACUCAUCAAUGCCCGCACCAUCGAUUCGAUAGGCGUGGCCCUGCUGCAAGCUCGCUUUGCUCUCUCGGUCUCGUUCAUCAGCUCGUUCCGUUGUUUCGACCUCCACGCUUCGGAUGCGCCAUGAGCCACGGGAGGAUGAAGCAGGUGGAGUCAAUACUUAUUUAUAAAGUAAGUGCUCGGUGCUUUUGCAUCGCGCAUCGCCCUCGUGGCUCUUGGCUCCUCUCGGACGCUGUCACCGAGGCGGGACUCGAUACGAAGAUUUGUUUCGGUUCCUGACCCGAGAAUCGAAUGGAUUUCGCUUAAAUGGAGUCGAAAAUUGCGAAGCUGGUCCUCCAACCCGCUCCCGUCUCUCUCUCCUCUCCUCUGCCAUGUUCGCCAAGAUCUCCGCUGCCCUGCUGCUCCUCGCCCACUUCGCGGCUGCCGUGCCCGUCGAGAACGCCUUGGAGGCCCGGGCCGUCGACACGUCCUCGCACUGCGGCCAAUACGACAGCGUCCAGGCGUACCCCUACAUUCUCUACCUGAACCAGUGGGGAAUCGGGAAGGGCAUCUCCGGCUCUGACUGCGCGCACGUCCAGUCGCUGAACAAGGCCGUCAUCUCGUGGGCGACGACCUGGUCCUGGACCGGCGGUAGCGGCAUCAAGAGCUACACGACCAUCGGGCUGCAGAAGGGCGUCAACCAGCCGAUCUCGUCCAUCCACAAGAUCGCGUCGUUCUGGAACUGGCAGCAGGACAAGACGGGCGUCGUCGCCGACGUCGCGUACGACAUGUUCACCUCCACCUCGGCCGGUGGCAAGAACGUCAACGAGAUCAUGAUCUGGCUCGCGAACUUCAACUCCGGCCCGAUCUCGUUCCACUGGACCGCGCAGGGCCAGGCGAUCCCCAUCGCCACCGGCCUGUCCUUUGCGGGGCACACGUGGAACCUGUACUACGGCAACAACGGCUCGAACGACGUCUACUCUUUCCUGCCCACCUCCGGGACUAUCACUGGCUUCAGCGGCGAUCUGUACACGUUCUUGCAGUACCUCACUUCGCACGGGCACUUCUCUGCUUCCCAGUACCUUACCGUCCUCCAGGCCGGCACCGAGGCCACCUCCGGCUCGGCGACCUUCACCACCAACUCUUACAGCACGAUCAUCGCCUAGGCACUUGACGGGUUGUCUGUCUCGUAUGUGUAGCAUGCCACACUCCUUUACCAAUCAGGUUAUUACUUAGUACCUCCUUUAUCGUUUGACGGAGCACCGUGCUCCUUUUUCUACAAUAACUAGCACAAUCGUCUAAUAUCAUUGCGCGGCUUAUCAAUAACUUCUCUCUCCCGCAUUGAAUAUUGAACGCGACUUGUAGCAUCCAGAACCCACUCUUCCCAUUCCACAUAUGGAUCUUGGGACUUAUUCGGGUGUUCCCAUAACGAAACUCGUGGGCCAUUCCAUGAACGGAUUUUCCCGGCCCACCAAUGUCCCUUGUUAUAAUUGAUACAAACAUGAAUCCAGACUUGAUGAUGUACAGAUGCUAUUGAUGUUCUUUACUUUCAU